Xyrichtys novacula (pearly razorfish) is the source of this 3651-nucleotide messenger RNA. The record is from the annotation of a GenBank genome assembly. Lineage: Eukaryota; Metazoa; Chordata; Actinopteri; Labriformes; Labridae.
AUGUCAGCGGCGUCAGAGAGAGGGUCAAACAUCUGUGACCACGAGCGUGUGAAACUGACUCAGGUCUGUGAAAUACAGACUGCAGAUGAAACUGACUUUGAUGUUGUUGUUUUGCAAGAUUAAAGCCAGGAUGUGUGCAGACAGAAGUUAUGAUUUUACAUGAAUUAAGUAUUUCAUAAUGUCACUUUUUCAAACUUUAUUUUUCUUGUGUUCUUGAGUUAUUUUUUUAAACAUUAAAAGGUCGUUUGUGUUUUCCAAGCAGAGAGAGAAACAAGAUUUCAGCCUCUGAGAAAGUGACUCAGGAGAGUUUUAUCAUGAACACUAGAUGGUGACAGACUGCAAAAAACAAGAGAUGUCUGUGGUGAACAAACACGGAGAAAACACACACACACACACACACACACACAUCAAAAUGUUUAAUUAGCAGCUCGAUGGAUGGAUGGAUGGAUGGAUGGAUGGAUGGAUAGAUUUUCUCAGUCAUUUUAAAUGGUCAUUACAGUAAAGCUUAAAUGAGGGACCUUAAGUUUGUGUCAGUUGUGGCGCCCCCCUGUGGACAAGUCAGUCUUUGCUUAACUGUGUACAUCCUUGAGUGGUGACCUCUAGCAAAAAAAGUCUCAUUAUGUUGAGAUUUUACAGUCAAAUUUAUUAAUAUUUCUGAGUAUUUAAUGUGGAAACUGUAAAAAAAAAGACUUCUACCCUCUCAAGUUAGUUUCCAGCAAUAAAAAUGAGGUUUUUAUAAACUUUCCCUUUCGUUGCUGAUGGCAUUGUUUGCUUUUAGAUAUCAUGAAAAAGCACCAGUGUUAGAUAAAUGUCCAAAACAUUCUCACAUGUCUCUGUUUUUGGUGCUUUUAACACGUUUGAAACAAAUUUAAACCAAUCUCUUAAAAGGUGUACAUAUAAUAAAGUUUAUCUACAUAGAAAUGUUACAAACUAGAUCACUUAUUUGUUUUAAAACAUGUUAUAUAUACUUUUUCUUAUGAUAGAAGGCUUGUCAAUUUAAAUACCACCAUGAGAAAUGAUUAUAAACUGCUUUUAUAACAAUCUUCCACGUGUAUCUGUUUGGAUAAACACAGUAUAGCUUUAAUAUUCCUCUUUUCAUUUGUUUAUUACACUCCUGUACUUCUUUUGGGAUGAUUAGCAUUCUUAAUAUCUCUGUAUUUUUAAACCUUGCCUGUUGCAUUUCAUUUCCAACUUUUUGAGAUUCAGUUUCUAGAACUAAAGGAUGUGAUUUGUUUACAGAGGUUUGCAAAAUGUUGUGACCCAAACACAGACAGGAGGACACAACGGCACGAUACCAAUUCAGUUUGUGAAACAGGGUUUAAUGGAGAUCAGGCAAAGGUAAAACACAGGUUAACAAUAAACGAGACACACAGGGUUAAAUAUAAGAGGUAACGAGGGUGAUGGGAAACAGGUGAGGAGACACAAUCAGGCAGCAGGUGUGACGAGACGUCGGAGCAGACAGGAACAAAUCCAGAAGACAGAAACAAGAGAUAGAGAACUACAAAAUAAAACAGGAAAGACAUGAAACAAAACAAACAAAAAAACAAAACAACGCAGAUUUUUAUAAAUGUUAGAAUUUAUAUUUAUUCAAUCAGUGCAAUAGGACACUAAUACACCUCAACAGAACCAAAAAAGCAAAAUAAAAGUGGAUUAGACAAGGAUAAAAGGAUACAAGGGAGGAAAGGAGACAAAAGAAUAAGAAAAGAGUGGAGAAAAACGUUAAAUUCAUUUUAAAAAUUAUAUCAAGGAGGAAGAAAGGUUGGAAAAAGGGAGGGGGAGAGACUCAUUAAACAAGAAAAGGAGUGAAAAGUGGGGAGGAGAGUGAGAGGACAAAGAACAGAGAGGAAAAGGAUGAAGGGAUGUGGAGGUAAGUGAAAGAGAGAGAGACUGAAAAAAGAGAAAAAAUCAGUGAAGAAGAGAGAGAAAGGGAGGAAAAGAGAUGAAAAAGGAGAGGAGGAGGAGGAAGAGAAAAGGGCAGAGAAAGAGAGAGAGGCGAGAGAGAGAGAGAGAGAGAGAGCAUCUGUUUCCUGUCUGGAGUCCAGCUGGAGGAGGAACAAACGACAAAAGAAGAAGAGGAGGAGGAGGAGGAGGAAGUACCGGCCAGCCUGAGAACCUGUGUGACACACACACACACACACACACACACACACACACACACACACACACACACACACACACACACACACACACACACACACACACUUCCUCAGGGAAAAAACGAAUCUGACUUCCUCCUCUCUGAGUGGAUGUGAGUGUUUUCAUGUACCAACACUCUGAUCUGAUCAAACAUCGUUGUUUUUUUCUCACGUAUGAAACUCAGAUUUACAUAACAGACUCGAAUUUAUUCUUAGAGUCAGAAAGAAACAAAAAGACUUAAAGAAAAAAACAAGAAAUUAGAAAAAAACAAAAUUGUCUUUUAUUAAUUUAAUCAUUUUAGAGACAAAAGUUAUCAUGGAGGGUCUGCGAGGGCCUGAAUGUUCAUUCAACAGAAAUGCAAAACGUAGUUGCAAAAGACGACGCCACCUUUGAGUAUGUGCUGAAAACCAAAGGUAGAUGAUGGUCUGAUCAGAACGUCCCACUGAUGGAUGCUGAGAGCCUCCAAAGACCUAAAUCUACCACUCUCAAGACGGGAAUGGACAGACUUUUAGAUUCACAGUCAUUAAGACACAAUAAAUAAGUGAAUGUAAGUCGAUUUUUCCUUAACUGCAUCCAUGAGAGCACAUGUGUUUGUGUCUGUGUAUGAUCUGGAAGAAAAGGGGAGGAGGUGGGGAGUGAAGGGGGGAGAGGAUUUCCUGAUUUGUUUGUUCCUCACACACUUUUCUUCCUGGUCCAGUCCAGAUUUAGACUUCCUGUCCGGAGCUAUUCUCAGAGUGAGCUGAUACACACACACACACACACACACACACACACACACACACACACACACACACACACACAAUAAUACACAUGUGCGUUCAUAUAUACUCUCAUGUUUUACACAUGCAUGUUCAUAAAUGCAGCCUGUCAGUGCGUUUGCACGUGUGUGAGCGUGGAAAUGUUAAAGUAUAAAUAUUUAUAUAUGAUGGGUUUUAAGCAUCAUAUUUCUCUGAGUAUGUUACUAACCUGAAAAAAAAACUGAAGUAUAAAGUAAAAAAACUAAAUUUCAUUAUAAAAAAGUUUAAUUUUUUUAACACCCAUCAAAUAAAAUCUUAUUUUCUUUAGAUUGAAUAAAACAUGCUUAUAAAAAAAUCAUCAAUAACUGUAAAUCAAAAAUAAUAUCUGCCCGAGGACUGAUCCUUGGGGUACACCACGUUUGAUACUCAAACUGUUAACUGUCUUUUAGGUAACCGUGGUAACCUACUUCUUCAUUUGGGCUGAGAAACACAUGAAGACGUCCAUCUUUCUGAGUCUCUUUCAUGUCACAGAGACAGGAGGAGGAGGAGGAGGAGGGAAACAGGUGCCUCAUGACAAAAAAUAUUUCUGCUAAAAUAAACACAAACCAGUUUUUCUCACAGCCUUGAAAAUCAAGGAGACCAAUCCUUGACAUUGUGUGUGACUGUUUCCUGUUUACCCCCCCAGAAACACACAGACCUCUCCUCCCUCAGGUCCUCAUACGCUGUGGUGGUCACUCUCUCCCUUAUAGUCACGUUCUCCAUUAAAGUCGAUCCAUAA